GUGAGACUUCUCAGUUCCUGCUUCAUUACUGGGUAGCAGCUAUUCCAGUGUGUGCGAGCUCCCAACUGCCUCCUCCCAUCGAAAAGCCCUUGGCUGGAAGGCUUCUCAAGGGAAAGAGGGACAGUCUGGAGAAAACAAGAUUGAAAAGGAAUACAAGUUGCCCAAAAUCCCCACAGCACCAGUUCUUCCUUCACCAGGCCACUGACUCCAAGGAGGCAUCUAGACAGAUUUUGCUGCAGAUUUCACAGGCCAGUUUCCAGUUACCUUUUAAAUGGUGGAGGGCAUCUUGGCUUCCCAGGACACAGAGGAGCAGGGUUUCAUUUUCCUUCACCAAUACUUCAAGACACAGAGGAGGUGGUAAAGGCAUUGCCAUGAAACCUAACUUGAAGCAAUGGAAACAACUCAUGCUCUUUGGUAUCUUUGCAUGGGGUCUGCUUUUCCUGGUGAUAUUCAUCUAUUUUACAGAUAGCAACACUGCUGAUCCAGUUCCAAGUUCCUUUUCUUACAUUGAAACUAAGAGACUUUUGCCCCUUCAGGGCAAGCAGAGAGUCAUCAUGGGAGCCAUUCAUGACCCAUCAUUCUCUGAAACCAUUGAUGGGAAUGAGGUACUUCUUAAUGAAGAUCUCCUAGGUACUUUUAAAUCAGGGACUGGAAAUUCUAAGAAAUGGACUGUAUUGGAAGAGGCCUUUAGAAAUGAAGAUGAGUUUUUUCCAUCCCAGUUAGGAAGAAAAUCAAAAAGGGCUUUUUACCAAGUGAACGAAGAUUAUUUAUUUGCUGCUGGUCAGCCUCAUUCACACAACCACCUUCAAGAGAUAGAAAAAUUCAUUUCAGCUGACAUGAAUAAUCCAAAAGGAAGUAUUUUACAGAACAACUGGAGCCAUCAGAGAAGAAUGAGGAGAAGGAGCACAAAGCAUAGGAGAGGCCAGAUGCUUGAUGAAUCUGAUGACUGGGAUGGGCUGUAUUCCACAAUGUCGAAAUCCUUUCUUUACAAGCUUUGGAAAGGGGAUGUCUCUUCCAAGAUGCUAAACCCUCGACUGCAGAAGGCGAUGAAAGAUUAUUUGAGUACCAAUAAGCAUGGGGUGCGGUUCAAGGGGAAACGAAACUCCAAGUUGACAGGAGACCAGCUAUUUUGUGAGCUAAAAGAAAGAGUGAAUGUGAAAACAAUAGAUGGCAAGGAGGCUCCCUUCUCCUCUCUUGGAUGGGAAAAGCACGUUCCCCAAAUUCCACUGGCCAAAUUAUAUACACAUGGCUUUGGGAGCUGUGCAGUAGUUAUGUCUGCUGGUGCAAUACUGAACUCCUCUCUAGGGGACGAAAUAGAUUCUCAUGAUGCCGUUUUAAGAUUUAAUUCUGCUCCUACACAAGGCUAUGAAAAGGAUGUUGGAAAUAAAACAACUAUGCGGAUCAUUAAUUCUCAGAUUCUCACCAAUCCAAACCAUCACUUUGUCGACAGCUCCUUGUAUAAAGAUGUUAUUUUAGUAGCCUGGGAUCCUGCUCCUUACUCUGCAAAUCUGAAUGUGUGGUAUAAGAAGCCAGACUACAAUCUGUUCACUCCCUACGUACAGCAUCGCAGGAAGAAUCCAACCCAGCCAUUCUACAUCCUCCAUCCAAAGUUUAUAUGGCAGCUCUGGGACAUCAUUCAGGAGAACACUAAAGAGAAGAUACAGCCCAACCCUCCUUCUUCAGGGUUUAUUGGUAUCCUCAUCAUGAUGUCCAUGUGUAAUGAAGUGCACGUGUACGAAUACAUCCCUUCAGUGCGACAGACUGACCUGUGUCACUACCAUGAACUCUACUACGAUGCAGCUUGUACCUUAGGGGCCUACCAUCCACUGCUCUAUGAGAAGCUGCUGGUGCAGAGGAUGAACAAAGGUUUGCAGGAUGAUCUGUACCGCAAGGGGAAAGUCAUUUUGCCAGGUUUCAAAGCUGUCAAGUGCCCCAAACAAAAUAAUUUCCCACACUUGUAGAAGUAGGUCUUUCAGAAACAAUGUGCAAUAAGGUACUACUGUCGUACUAUAUACAAGAAGAGAAUACUUGAAAAACUAUCUUAGACCAAUCUAGUCUUGAGUCUAUAAAUUGUAAUUAAGUAGCAGGCAUGAGAAAUACUUCUUUUCUGAGCCUGAGUAUUUAUUAUGGCUUUGCAAAUAGUUAACAGAAAAAAAAGCAAAGGCUUAGCUCAUGAAGGUGCAAAGGACGUACUUAGGCAGAAAUAUAAUGUAUUGUUGUUGCUGUGACUGUCAGAAUUUGUCUGUGGUCUCAUGCCACAUAUGCUAGACUGUAAUUUUUUAAAAUGAAUUUAUUUAAUUUCAAACCUGGCAUUGUGAAACAGCCUCUAUUGUUCAUGUAUGUAGAGAGCGACCAGUUGAACAAUGCAGCAUUUCCUGUGGCUUCAUGGGAUUUUCACACUCUCCCAGAAUGAAGUAAUUGCUACUCCAAGCUGUGCAGUCAUUCACUAGAGUAAACUUUAAUGCCUGUUCCUAGGCAGGCUCAGUUCCAGGCCUCCAGCUGAACGGGGGCUUAGGGUGGCCCUGAAGUACAUGUGGUGGGGGGUGGCUGUACACAGCUAAACCAGUUAAACUACUUGGAUGUAUUUUUGAUGCCAGUCUCCCAUUCUCACACUGACUGAAGAGGGAAGAGAGAAAUGUCUCAUUUCUUUAGAGAAAAAAGAAUACAUUUGUAACCUGAUUAGGAAGAAAAACUUUCCCUGACUCUCAGGAAGGUGUGAGAUGGAAAUGCUGCCUUCCCCCAAGUCUGCACAGAUACAAAAGAUCCAGAGAAGGCCAAGGGAGGCUGUGGAGCAUUCACCCAUCACACUGAAAGCAAGCAUAGAGGGGACUCACUUCUUGUCAAGUCAACAAAGAUAGCAUUCAGGAACACAGACAUUAUUUGUUAGGUAUUUCAUUGGUAUCUGAAUCAAAGUCACUUGUUCACAAGUUCUUGCUGUUCAGAUAGGAGGAGUUUUCUGACAACAGGAGAUGAUAUCAGCAUUUUUUACUUAAUGUUUGAAAUACUAUAACCCAGAAAAGCUGUCAUGCCUGCAAAAAACCUGACUACGGAUUGCAUUUGGAGAUAAUUUGAUAUUUUCAUUCAUAACACACAAGGGCAAUAUUCUUUAAGGUACUUGUAAAAGUCUACCUAAUUGCUAAUAUAUUUAAAACAUUAUUUUCCAUAUUUUCCAAGACUUCAGAUUUUCCAGGUGGUGGGAGGUUAAUGGUUUGGAGUGGGUUUUUCCAGUUUUUUUGUUUUGUUUUGUUUUGUUUUUUUCCCACCUGACUGCCUUUUCUUUUAGACUAAGUUCAGCAGGAAUAUGUGUACACAAAAGCACAGCUAUAUCCUACUCAUGUCCAUCCAGUAAAAAAGCAGACAGAUCAAAGAGGGAUUGAAAAGAAUAGCUGACUGGUUGUGGUGGGAAGUAUUUUUUGUGUUUUGACUUAAGGAAAAAGCCUUUUGCCAGAAAGGCAAAAAAAAAAAAAAAAAAGCAAACAAUAGUAAUGACUAUUUCAUCUUCAAUUGUAAUGUAAGUAUUGUCACAAAAUCCUUUUUCUCUCACUCAGCUCUUUGGGAAGCAUUAUUGGAAGGAUCUUUUGGAAGGAUUAUUUUCCUUCCUCAAAAUGAAGAAUACGUGUCUCACAUAGGACUUAGCCUUCUUUUUGGGCUUUAUGAUGAUCUUAAGAUUCUUCUUGUUGACAGGAAUUAUUUGUGGAUGAUCUAAUAACUGUACUUCUGUGUUGUAUGGAUAGUUAUGUCCAUAAGGCAUUUUGGUACAUAUCAAAAUUAAUAGGUUUUACUCAUACUAUCCUUGGACUCUGGAUAUAGUCCAUACCAAUUUCUUUUUAAUGUUAUGUCUGGUGGCAACUUUUAUUCUUGCAGUUAAUAACAUUGUUAUUUAAAUGCAUGGAGAAUAGAUAGCCUACAUAGAACUAAUCUAUUUUUCCGUAUGCUUGGUACCCUGUUUGCUAAACAUAAGCAGUCUGAACAGUGCAAAAUGUCUCUCUCUGCUGUACCCUGGGUUAGCUACAA
Messenger RNA from Corvus hawaiiensis (hawaiian crow), 4014 nucleotides. RefSeq names its product ST6 beta-galactoside alpha-2,6-sialyltransferase 2 (gene ST6GAL2). The record is from RefSeq and is a predicted model, not a curated record. Bases 372 to 1961 code for a protein of 529 amino acids. NCBI's taxonomy places the organism in Eukaryota, Metazoa, Chordata, Aves, Passeriformes, Corvidae. Gene Ontology annotation, molecular function: sialyltransferase activity. The transcript has 9 exons.